This is a messenger RNA of Cylicostephanus goldi, 522 nucleotides long. Lineage: Eukaryota; Metazoa; Nematoda; Chromadorea; Rhabditida; Strongylidae. The record is from the annotation of a GenBank genome assembly.
UCGUCGUCCACAGGUCUCUUCGCUGGAAUAAUAUUCCUCAUUGCUUCAUUCGUAUCUAUGGGUAUGUACACGAUAUUCGAAGAGCUACGAAACAGUGCGGGCGCUCAGUUGCUGUUUGGAAUCAUGGACCUUUGCAUGUUCAGCAUGACACUUGGAGCGUGUUUAAUCGGACUUUGGAGAAUGAGAGCUCUACAGUAUCGGCUGCAUGCGCAUGGAGAAGUAAUCGACGAAAUUCUUCUUAUAAUUGGCCUGGUUGGAGAAAUUGUCUAUUGCGUUAUUGGCUUGGAUAUCUUUAUUACCAACCGACGAGCACAUAAAUAUUACUCGAUUCUUCCAGCAUUCGUUUUUGUAGUUCGUCUGGUGCAGGUGUUAGUGCAAGCAGCGUUCAUAUUAAUAACUUCGAGGCUUCGUUGUCUGUCACCUUAUACUAUCAAGUAUAAACCUGGCAAGCAAAUGAUCACCUUUUUGCUCGUGGCUAAUGUUACUCUUUUUGUCUUCCAUACAUAUGAAGGUAAGAAAUAA